Molecule: messenger RNA, 2898 nt
Organism: Columba livia (rock pigeon)
Lineage: Eukaryota; Metazoa; Chordata; Aves; Columbiformes; Columbidae
Gene: ZFP64
Product: ZFP64 zinc finger protein
Exons: 6
Coding region: 122-2191 (689 amino acids)
Biological process (GO): positive regulation of transcription by RNA polymerase II
Cellular component (GO): nucleus
Source: RefSeq, a predicted model, not a curated record
GAGCAUGCUCGGCUCCUCCACAUCCGCCCCGCUAAGCGGCCGACAGGCGCGGGCAGAGGUUCCUUGCCGGUAAUAGGUGCCGUGCGGGCGGCGGAGCCGGCCUGCGGGACUCGCUGCCGCCAUGAACCCCGGCGGCGGCGGCGGGGAGGCGGCGCCCGCCUUUCCCGGCUCCGUGCAGUUUCCCGGCGGCACCACCGUGCUGGUGGAGCUCACCCCCGACAUCCACAUCUGCGGCAUCUGCAAGCAGCAGUUCAACAACCUCGACGCCUUCGUUGGGCACAAGCAGAGCGGCUGCCAGCUCAGCAGUGCGGCCGCCGGGGCUGCCAGCACCGUCCAGUUUGUGUCGGAGGAGACGGUGCCGUCCACACAGGCGCAAAGCGCAGCCAGGACCAUCGCUUCAGAGACCCAAACCAUCACAGUUUCUGCACCAGAGUUUGUUUUUGAGCAUGGCUAUCAAACAUACCUGCCCAGUGAGAGCACUGAGCCUCCAGCUGCUGCUAUCGUCUCUACUCCACCAAAACCACGCUCGAAAAAAUCCACUUCCUCACUUACACAGAAGAAACUAAACUGCUGCUAUCCGGGUUGCCAGUUCAAAACUUGCUAUGGUAUGAAGGAUAUGGAACGUCAUCUACGAACACACACAGGAGACAAGCCCCAUAAAUGUGAAGUUUGUAACAAGUGUUUUAGUCGUAAGGACAAGCUGAAGAUGCACAUGCGUUCCCACACCGGGGUGAAGCCUUACAAGUGCAAGCACUGUGACUACGCCGCUGCCGACAGCAGCAGCCUCAACAAGCACCAGCGCAUUCACUCCAACGAGCGUCCUUUUAAAUGCCAGAUCUGUCCUUACGCAAGCCGCAACUCUAGCCAGCUAACCGUACAUCUCAGAUCUCACACAGGAGAUGCUCCUUUCCAAUGUCAGACAUGUCCUGCUAAAUUUAAAAUCAACUCGGACUUGAAGAGGCACAUGCGUGUGCAUUCUGGUGAGAAACCUUACAAGUGUGAGUUCUGUGAGGUCCGGUGUGCCAUGAAAGGAAACUUGAAAUCGCACAUUCGUAUCAAGCACAGCAUGGAAAAUACUCUCAAGUGUCCAGAGUGUGAAUUUCAGUGUGGAAACAAAACAAGCCUUCGGCACCACAUACGAACUCAUCAGCCCGAACAACCAGUGAAGUGCUCAGAGUGCAACUACUCCUGCUCCAACAAGGCGGCUCUGAAAGUGCACGAGCGAAUUCACUGCAAAGAUCGUCCUUUUAAGUGUGAAUUCUGCAGCUUCGAUACCAAGCAGCGGAGCAACCUGACAACCCACGUGAGGAAAGCUCAUGGUGACAAAGUCAAGACCAAGAAGCAAACAGCGGAGAAGGAAGGAGAUAGGCCCAAGCAAGGUGGCUCCAGGCAAGUUGCCAAACUGGAUGCCAAGAAAGCAUUUAAGUGUGACCUGUGUGAUGCCUCCUUUGUCCGAGAAGAUUCUCUUAGGAGCCAUAAGAAGCAGCACAGUAUGUAUAAUGGCUCUAAAAAUAACGAACUGGCUGUUCUGCAGCUCCAGAUGGAUCCCAGUCGGCAGGCCAGCGCUCCAAUUACUGUCAGUCACCUCCAGGUCCCACUGCAGGCUGCUCAGGUUUCCCCAUACAACGAGGGAAGGGUCAAGAUCAUCGUGGGUCACCAGGUCCCCCAGACUAACAGCAUCGUUCAGGCUGCCUCAGUCAAUGUCAUGCCUCCUACACUCGUCACCCAGAAUCAGGAAGAUCUCUCAGCCAACAGCCGCUUGCAGCUGCUGGGCCAGGUCAGUUUGUUGGCACCACCUCCAGCUCCCCUGGCCCAGAGUGAAGCGGGGCCUGUGGCACAGCCAGCGGUUCUUCUCACAACCCACGACCAGAGCGAUGGAAGCGCUUUGCAUCCGACUCUGAUUCCUGCUGCUCCUGUCAGCAGCCAUGAGGCUUCGGCAAACCCAGCUUUCAUCACCAGCUCUGCAAUCAGCUGCUCUGAUUUAGAAGGCCUUAAUGCUUUGAUACAAGAAGGAGCAACAGAAGUGACUGUGGUUAGUGAUGGAGGUCAGAGUAUAACAGUGUCCACUUCAGCUCCCCCUCCUAUAUUUUCUUCAUCCUCUCACACAGAAGCCCCUAAGCAGACCUAUUCUAUCAUUCAAAGUGGAGCCCAUACGGCUUUGCUGUGUCCAGCAGACUCCAUACCAGAUUAGUCGCAAAGUACUGUUGCUAAAUAAAUUUCGGUCUCGGAGGCGAUGCUGAGUUCAGCAGAAAUGCACAGGACAUACGUGAAUGCAGGAUUUGUCCUACAAAGCCAAAUACCUUCCACUUACACAUUUUACUUGUCUAUACAUGGAAACAUGUAUCUUGUCUGUGAAAAAGAGGAUGUGUAUAUUUAUGUGCCUCUAUUUAAAUCAGAGGCUGUGUUCUUUGUAAAAUCAGACCAUUGAAGCAACUGUUGACAAUUUCACCAGGCAAUAAGCUUCCCAGAAUAUGAUUCUUGUAUUGUGCUGGCUAAAAUAAGGAAGACUCACACAAAAAGGUAAUAGUCCAGGCCAUUCUGAAGUAUAUUUUGAAGUGCAGUCUGUUUCAAUUAUGUGCUAUGUAUGCAUUAACUGCACCUGGUUGAUUGUUGAUCUGUAAGAAAUGUCUACCAUGGGUCUAACACAGACCUAGUAAAGUGUAAGGAGGUUGUUCCUUGAUAUCUGUAGAAAUUUCCGUCACCUGGCACUUAAUCUGCAAGUGCUUAUGCAGAAGACCAGAUGAUCAUUUUUAGAGAACAAAAGAAUUUUGUUGAUCAGGAAUAACUAACUUUGUUAGCAAGAACAUGAUUGCAAAUCAUAGAUACGGCACAGUGAUCUCUGUCAAAGACACCUGUGUUUUAAAAAAACAACUGCAAAUAUAUUUUUUACAAAUGCUA